GGCAGUCUUGGAGCUAAGAUCCGCUUGGGUCUGGGGCAUAAGUUGCAAGCCCAUAUCUUUCUGAUGAAUUUUGUGAUGCUCUAUAAGUUUCUGUUUCUCUUUGUGAACAAAUCUCAGUUGUUCCCUCUUGAUUUUCAGGGAUUCUUAGUCAUGGCGGGGAAGCCUGUGCUUCACUACUUCAAUGGCAGGGGCAGAAUGGAGUCCAUCCGAUGGCUUUUGGCUGCAGCAGGAGUGGAGUUUGAAGAAAAACUCUUUGAAACACGUGAAGAAUUUGAAAAGUUAAUUCAAGGUGGAACCCUGAUGUAUGAACGAGUGCCCAUGGUAGAAAUGGAUGGAAUGAGUUUGGUAGAAUCCAGGGCCAUUCUAAGAUACAUAGCUGCAAAAUAUGGCUUGUAUGGAAGGAACCUGAAGGAGCAAGCCUGGUACAGAAAACACUUGUGACUUAAAAACAGAAUAAAAACCUAACAUUGAGGUUUA
Molecule: messenger RNA, 477 nt
Organism: Ictidomys tridecemlineatus (thirteen-lined ground squirrel)
Lineage: Eukaryota; Metazoa; Chordata; Mammalia; Rodentia; Sciuridae
Source: RefSeq, a predicted model, not a curated record